AUGUCUAUUCUGUCUGUUGCAAUGGUCGUGGUCACCCUCGUCAGCCCUAUCUUUAUAUCAGCUGUCCAAUCGCUCUCAGAACGUCUGGCUUGCGCCAAUAUCUAUAUCUCGAAGGUUUUUGGAGAAAUGCCGGCUUUCAAGAUUGAUGGUAUCUUGAAAAAGCUUGAUCAGUGGCCGGUACUGCACACAUCAUACAUAAAGCUAUCGUCCGCUUCCACGCCAGUGCCGUCUGAGCCCGAUAUCGCGUGCCCAGGGACCGAUAAUUUCCACCACAUGAACCACUCAUUGUUUGACCCAGGCUUGAGUGAGCUGGGCUCACUGUGGCGCGGUCAAAUCAGUCAGGAUGCGGUAUCCACGUCAGAACAUCAUGCCAAUGUGCCGACUUUCGGGGGUCUUUAUCGUGAAGCACUACUCAUCAACCGGCCAGUUUUGCUUUUCAUUAUGAUUGUUCUGUUGUUGAUACCAGCGGUAGCAUCCAUAUUCACUUGGUAUUCUCGCAAGCAUUGCCUCCAAGUAGCGAACAUUGAGAUUCUAGAUUUCAUCAACGAAGUCCGUGCCCGGAAAGCGUUCCUGUUGAAAAGAAUGAGCUCCGCUGUUUCAAUGCUGAAUAGCCAAAUUGACAGCAUCGUGAGGCAGAUAGUGAUGGAGCAUGAGCGGGUCUGCGCUGAACUACCCACUUUCCUUGAUGUUGAAGUCAGAGAACUGCGAGAGGCUCUCGAGACACAAUUCCGGAACGAAUUUGAUCACCAUGUCCUGGAAGUGAAGAAUUUUGCCGACAACUUGGAACGCGCACGUCGGAGUUUUCCAGAUCCCGAAGCCAUUGAAGCCGAGUGCGAGGAUUUCCAGUCUGAGCUUCAACGCUGGAGACAGCGAAUGGGCGACUUUCUCGCUCAAGUCAGUGCAGAGGCUGAAAGGAAUGGUAAUAUGCAGAGCCCGGUCAAGCGUAUCAUGGAGCACCAAGAGGAAAUGCCGCCCACUCAGGCGUGUGUUACGGAGACUGAAGAUGAGGUUAUGGAAGACAAAGUGGAGAGAAACGAGCCUGCAAGCCAUAUUGUGAGCGAAAAGCCACGAGCAGAAGAUGAGGAGCCAAUCUCGAGAAUGGCCCUGUGGGCAACCGCGUCCGGACACCCUGCACCCACACCGGCGGAAAUCGAAGAAGGUCGAAGAAUCCGGCGUGAAAGAGUAGCAAAGCGGAUGGAAGAGAACAAUGGUCAGCGACCUGUGAGAAGUCAGUCUGGGCCCAGGAAGCGAAGGUGUCCUUUCAGAAACAGGCGCCACAGCGUGCACAAGCAAGACCACGACGCGGCUCGCCAGUCCUCCAAUUCCACCUCGCUCUAA
Molecule: messenger RNA, 1338 nt
Organism: Aspergillus thermomutatus
Lineage: Eukaryota; Fungi; Ascomycota; Eurotiomycetes; Eurotiales; Aspergillaceae
Exons: 1
Coding region: 1-1338 (445 amino acids)
Source: RefSeq, a predicted model, not a curated record